Molecule: messenger RNA, 1869 nt
Organism: Chlamydomonas reinhardtii
Lineage: Eukaryota; Viridiplantae; Chlorophyta; Chlorophyceae; Chlamydomonadales; Chlamydomonadaceae
Exons: 10
Coding region: 55-1320 (421 amino acids)
Biological process (GO): succinyl-CoA metabolic process; tricarboxylic acid cycle
Cellular component (GO): succinate-CoA ligase complex; mitochondrion
Molecular function (GO): ATP binding; succinate-CoA ligase (ADP-forming) activity; metal ion binding
Source: RefSeq, a predicted model, not a curated record
CUUCUUAUUAGCUUCCCUGAGUACAGUUGUGUUUCUAGGCGGUAAACAUCGAAAAUGCUUCCAGCGCUGACCGGAAAGCUCCUCAAGCAGGCUACUGGGAGCCUUGCUGCCCUAUCACAAUGCCAACAGCUGCGCUUCUUCAAUGUGCAUGAGUACCAGGGUGCACAAAUCAUGAGCAAGUUCGGCGUGAACGUGCCGCCGGGCAUUCCAGCGACCACCCUGGACGAGGUGAAGAAGGCCGUGGACCAAAUGGCGGACGAGAAGGGCGAGGUGGUGAUCAAGAGCCAGAUCCUGGCGGGAGGCCGCGGCCUGGGCAAGUUCACCAACGGCCUGCAGGGCGGCGUGCACAUCGUGCCCAAGGCCAAGGCGCUGGAGCUGGCCAAGCAGAUGCUGGGCGCCACGCUGGUCACCAAGCAGACAGGGCCGGCCGGCAAGCCCGUCAACACGCUGCUGAUCUCCAAGAAGAUGAAGCUCAAGCGCGAGAUGUACUUUGCCAUCCUGCUGGACCGCAAGACAGCGGGACCCAUGAUGAUUGGCUGCAGCGAGGGCGGCACCAGCAUUGAGGACCUGGCGGAGAAGUUCCCGGAGAAGAUCAUCAAGAUCCCCAUUGACAUCCGGGUCGGCAUCACAGACGCCCAGGCCAUGCAGAUGGUGGAGGGGCUGCGUGUGACUGGCGACAAGGCGGCCGCGGCCAAGCAGAUCAAGGCGUUGUACACGCUGUUCGACAAGAGCGACUGCACCAUGGUGGAGGUGAACCCGCUGGCAGAGGGCCUGGACGGCUCACUGAUCGCCGCGGACGCCAAGCUGGGCUUUGACGACAACGCCGCGUACCGCCAGAAGCCCAUUUUCGACAUGAAGGACGAGAGCCAGAUCGACCCGCGCGAGGUGGCCGCCAGCAAGUACGACCUGAACUACAUCGGCCUGGACGGCUCCAUCGGCUGCAUGGUCAACGGCGCCGGGCUGGCCAUGGCCACCAUGGACAUCAUUAAGAUGCACGGCGGUGCGCCCGCCAACUUCCUGGACGUGGGCGGGUCCGCAAACGAGCAGCAGGUGGUUGAGGCGUUCAAGAUCCUGACGGGCGACAAGCAGGUCAAGGCCAUCCUGGUCAACAUCUUUGGCGGCAUCAUGAAGUGCGACGUCAUUGCCAGCGGCAUCGUCAACGCCGCCAAGCAGGUGGGCGUGCAGGUGCCUCUGGUCGUGCGGUUAGAGGGCACCAACGUGGCUCGCGGCAAGGAGAUCCUGGCCACCAGCGGCAUGACCAUCAUCACCGCAGACGACCUGGACGACGCAGCCAAGAAGGCCGUGGCCUCCAUCGCCUAAGGGGCAGCCAGCUGCCUAGAGCCACAGGGACGCCCGUUGCCUAGCGGCCCAGAGGUGCCCAUGGCCUGGAGGCGCCCAUCAGCUCCAUCGCCUGCAGGUUGACAGGUCUUAGGCGUGCAUCGCAAGAAAGAGUGCCCAGCUGCGCAUCCCUGGGUUGCUGGCUGGCGGGGAGGGAUGGGGAUUUGGCGCUGCGCAUGUUGCGUUAGCAGGUGCUGCUGUGCGGCUCAGGGGAACCCCUGAUGCGGCUGGCGGUGCAAGCAAGAAGAGGUCGUGGCACAGGCGCUCAAGACGCGUGCUCGUCCCGGGCUUAAAAUGACAUAUACUGACACAGAUAAGCCCCUAUAAUUUGGCAAGGGCGCGAGCUGGCAGACAUGCAGUGAAAGGUUGGAACCCGGUGUAAGACUGUGCUGAUGAUGAGUGUUGCGGUUUGAGUCAAUUAUAUAUGUUGUGAUACGGUAAGGUGCCAUGGUUCAAUGGAUCGGGCGGCACAUUGCGCAUGUGCAGGUUGCCGUGUCCCUGCCUUGCCAACUGCUGUAAUUUAUUCUGUCG